UGAUAGCCUGAAAGACUGUGGAAAAGACAUUCUUUUCCCCCCUACACAACUGAUAGUUCUCAUAUUUGCAUUCCUGCAAUUCUUAUAUUAAAAAAAAAAACAUUGGAUUAGCAGCAAGAGAGUUGAAAAUGGCAGAAGUUGGGAAUGACUGCUAUUUCUUUUAUAACUCUACAUGCUUAAAGGGUUCCCAGUGCCGAUUCCGACACUGUGAAGAGGCCCUUGGCAGUGACACUGUAUGCACGUUAUGGAGAGAGGGGAAAUGUUUAGAUCCACUCUGCAGAUUUAGACACAUGGAAAUGCAGCAAAACUGCAGCAUUUCAUGCUUCUGGGAAACUCAACCUCUUGGCUGUGUGAAGAUCAGUUGUAUCUUCUAUCACAGCAAACCUAGAAACAUCAAUGGAUUAUUUCUGCCACCAAGUAGUA
This is a messenger RNA of Erinaceus europaeus (western European hedgehog), 423 nucleotides long. Its product is annotated as zinc finger CCCH domain-containing protein 11A-like. The record is from RefSeq and is a predicted model, not a curated record. Gene Ontology annotation, molecular function: metal ion binding. The annotation marks the transcript as partial. NCBI's taxonomy places the organism in Eukaryota, Metazoa, Chordata, Mammalia, Eulipotyphla, Erinaceidae. The transcript has 3 exons.